Messenger RNA from Trichomycterus rosablanca, 1810 nucleotides. RefSeq names its product eukaryotic translation initiation factor 2, subunit 2 beta (gene eif2s2). The record is from RefSeq and is a predicted model, not a curated record. Gene Ontology annotation, molecular function: translation initiation factor activity; translation initiation factor binding; mRNA binding. Gene Ontology annotation, cellular component: eukaryotic translation initiation factor 2 complex. Lineage: Eukaryota; Metazoa; Chordata; Actinopteri; Siluriformes; Trichomycteridae. The transcript is spliced from 9 exons. Bases 121 to 1113 code for a protein of 330 amino acids. Gene Ontology annotation, biological process: formation of cytoplasmic translation initiation complex; formation of translation preinitiation complex; translational initiation.
ACGCGUGCGCACUGAGGUUUCAUUUGCUGAUGCAAGACAGUUUAGUGAAUAGGCUUGGAUAGAUUGAGCUGUAAUUCCUGACUGAAUCUUUCUGAGUGAAGCGGCGUUAAUACAGCAAACAUGUCGGAGGACGAGAUCUUAUUUGACCCCACCACAACUAAGAAGAAGAAGAAAAAGAAGAAGCCUUUUAUGCUGGAUGAGGAAGGCGAUGGAGUUGGAGAGGAGACGCAGCAGGUUGAGCCUCGUGAAGUCGAGCCUGAGCCAGGAGAGGAGCGUGAAGUGGAGUUUGAGAAAGAGGAAGAGACUAAAAGAGAGACAACAGACGAUUUGGACGACUUAAAUUUCCUCAAUCAAAAGAAAAAGAAAAAGAAGGGCAAGAAAGUUUAUGACAACAUUGAGGAAGGCAUGAAGGAACUGAAAAUUGAGGGUGAUCAACUUGAAGCAACGGAGGAUGAUAACUUGGACCCAAUGUUCCCAGCAAAGAAGAAGAGACCUAAGAAGGUGGAGUUUGUGGAUGAUGGUGACCUACCUGAGAAAGAUGAUGCUUUGGAAGAUGACGAGGUUAAAAAUGCUGAUGGCAUCAUGUUCAGUUCUUCGAUUGGUCCAGCCUGGGCAGGCUCAGAGAGAGACUACACAUAUGAUGAGCUGCUGAGUCGCGUGUUUAACAUCAUGAGAGAGAAGAAUCCCGACAUGGUGGCUGGAGAAAAGAGGAAGUUUGUCAUGAAGCCUCCUCAGGUGGUGCGAGUGGGAACAAAGAAAACAUCCUUUGUCAACUUCACAGACAUCUGCAAACUAUUACAUCGACAGCCCAAACAUCUUUUGGCUUUCUUGUUGGCUGAGUUGGGAACAAGUGGUUCCAUAGAUGGAAAUAACCAACUGGUGAUUAAAGGCAGAUUCCAGCAGAAACAAAUAGAAAACGUCUUGAGAAGAUAUAUUAAGGAAUAUGUGACCUGCCACACGUGCCGCUCACCGGAGACCAUUCUGCAGAAGGACACUCGGCUCUACUUCCUGCAGUGCGAGACGUGUCACUCGCGCUGCUCCGUGGCCAGCAUCAAAACAGGCUUCCAGGCCGUCACCGGCAAGAGAGCGCAACUCCGCGCCAAAGCCAACUAAUGACACAACCUCUUCUCAUGCUAAUCCCACUUUCAGUACCCUAUGCUGCCCCAUAUUGCCGCUUCAACUGUUUAACAGUUUAGUUUAUCCUCAGUCAUGGACUUUUGGAGUGAACUGUGAGAGUUUGAAGUGACUUUUAUCGUAUAUCAGAAAGAAUACGUUACCGUACGGUAUAGGCACAAAGAAUGCAAAGCUGGAUGAGAAAUGCAGGGCAGGUUGGCAAGGCGUUAUAUAUUCUCAAAUCUAUUGCGUGUGCACACUAAGAGCAGAUUUUGCUUUUCUAUUCUGCAGAGAUUAAGAAAGGUAUUAAGAAACACUGUGGUGUCUCAAUCACAGUUGGAAUUUGGAUGUGUUUCAUGCUGACUGGUUUUGUUUUUCUAAUACAGAACCACGUAUAAGCCUGUAUGAAGAAUCAUUUCAUAAUUUCAUUUUUUUUCCUUACAGCUACAUCUGUAACAAACCCAAACUCCUUUACUGCCAUGUUUAGGAUUUGGGUUGCUUAAUUGAUGAACUAAACACAUUAACAUUUAAUCAUCUCUGAACAGUAAAGCAACCCUGCAUAACUCUUUUUGACAGAAUUAGUGCAGGUUGUUUACAAAAUAUGGGGCAGCAGAUAUAAUGUUUCUGUUGAACUUAAUAAGAUGGGUCUCAUUGUUUAAAACUGAUUUUUAAUAAAAAGUAUUCCAUAGCACUGUCA